AUGCCUCAACCGACUUCCCUCCCGGCCUGGCAGGACCUUGAGAGCCACUUCAAGACGGUCGGUAAGACCUUCGUCUUGAAGGAGGCCUUUGCUCAGGACCCUGAGCGCUUUGCCAAGCUCUCCAAGACCUUCCACGACUCCCCCUCCAAGACCGAUAUCCUCUUCGACUUCAGCAAGAACCUGGUCACCCCCGAGACCAUUGACCUGCUGGUCAAGCUGGCCGAGCAGGCUGGCCUCGAGAAGAAGCGUGAUGCCCUCUUCGCUGGCGAGAGAAUCAACUUCACAGAGGACCGUGCCGUCUACCACCCCGCCCUGCGCAAUGUCGGCGGCUGGGAGAUGAAGGUCAAUGGCGAAGACGUCAUGAACAACUCUGGCGGUGUUAACGAGGUCCUGAACCACAUGAAGGAGUUCUCGGAGCAGGUUCGAAGCGGCGAGUGGAAGGGUUUCACUGGCAAGAAGCUGACCAACAUUGUCAACGUUGGUAUCGGUGGCUCUGACCUUGGUCCCGUCAUGGUGACAGAGGCUCUGAAGUUCUACGGUGCCAAGGACAUGACUCUGCACUUUGUGUCCAACAUUGACGGUACUCACAUGGCCGAGGCUCUGAACGCCUCCGAUCCCGAGACCACCCUCUUCCUGGUUGCCUCCAAGACAUUUACCACUGCCGAGACGACCACCAACGCCAACACUGCCAAGAAGUGGUUCCUCGAGAAGACUGGCAACAAGGGCGAGAUCGCCAAGCACUUUGUUGCUCUGUCCACCAACGAGGAGGAGGUCACCAAGUUUGGCAUUGACAGCAAGAACAUGUUUGGCUUCGAGAGCUGGGUUGGCGGCAGAUACUCUGUCUGGAGUGCCAUUGGCCUGAGUGUCGCCCUCUACAUUGGCUACGACAACUUCCACAAGUUCUUGGCCGGUGCCCACGAGAUGGACAAGCACUUCCGCGAGACUCCUCUCAAGGACAACAUUCCUGUUCUCGGUGGUCUGCUGAGCGUUUGGUACAGUGACUUUUUCGCCGCUCAGACUCACUUGGUCGCUCCCUUUGACCAGUACCUCCACCGCUUCCCUGCUUACCUGCAGCAGCUGUCCAUGGAGUCCAACGGCAAGACCAUCACUUCGGACGGUACCCCGGCCAAGUACACCACCGGACCCAUCCUGUUCGGCGAGCCCUGCACCAACGCACAGCACUCCUUCUUCCAGCUUGUCCACCAGGGAACCAAGCUGAUCCCUACCGACUUCAUCCUUGCAGCCAAGUCCCACAACCCCAUCUCGGACAACCUGCACCAGAAGAUGCUUGCAUCCAACUACUUUGCCCAGGCUGAGGCUCUGAUGAUCGGCAAGACGGCCGACCAGGUCAAGGCUGAGGGAACUCCCGAGAACUUGGUGCCCCACAAGGUCUUUAUGGGCAACCGACCCACCACCUCCAUUCUCGUUGGUGGCAGCAUUGGCCCGGCCGAACUUGGUGCUCUGAUUGUCUACUACGAGCACCUUACUUUCACCGAGGGUGCCAUUUGGGACAUCAACAGCUUUGACCAGUGGGGUGUCGAGCUGGGCAAGGUCCUGGCCAAGAAGAUCCUCAAGGAGCUCGACGAGCCCGGCAAUGGCGAGGGCCACGAUGCCAGCACUGGCAGCUUGAUUGGUGCUUUCAAGAAGUACGCUUCGCUAUGA
This is a messenger RNA of Pestalotiopsis fici W106-1, 1662 nucleotides long. RefSeq names its product Glucose-6-phosphate isomerase. NCBI's taxonomy places the organism in Eukaryota, Fungi, Ascomycota, Sordariomycetes, Amphisphaeriales, Sporocadaceae. Gene Ontology annotation, cellular component: cytosol. The transcript has 3 exons. The coding region runs from base 1 to 1662 and encodes 553 amino acids. Gene Ontology annotation, molecular function: glucose-6-phosphate isomerase activity; monosaccharide binding; carbohydrate derivative binding. The record is from RefSeq and is a predicted model, not a curated record. Gene Ontology annotation, biological process: gluconeogenesis; glycolytic process; glucose 6-phosphate metabolic process.